AUGGCGGUUCCUGGCCCGAAUAAGGACAAUAUUAGAGCUGGAUGCAAGAAAUGCGGAUAUCCUGGCCACUUGACAUUUGAGUGCAGAAAUUUUGUGAGAGUUGAUCCACAGAAAGACAUUGUUCUGGAUGUAAGUAGCACUAGCACAGAGGAGAGUGAAGAGGAAGUCUUGGGUCGAAGUGGACAAAGUCGUCGAGACACUUCUGAUGAUGACCACACAAAAGAGAGGCACAAGCAGAAAAAGAACAAAGAAAAAAAAUCAAGAAAGAGAUAUUCUUCACCAUCAAGUGAUGAACAAGCCACCAGGAAGAAAAAGAAACGCAGCAGGUCCAUCUCUGCAUCUGAUGAUGAGUUGCAAAGAAAGAAAAAGAAGUUGAAAAGCCACAAGAAGAAAAGUAAGAAGAACAAAAGGGAGCACGGGAAACAUAAGAAGAGACAGAGAAAGAGGAAAAAGGAAAGCUCCUCUUCCUCCUCCAGCUCAAGUGAAUCUGACACUAACUGA
Molecule: messenger RNA, 501 nt
Organism: Nerophis lumbriciformis (worm pipefish)
Lineage: Eukaryota; Metazoa; Chordata; Actinopteri; Syngnathiformes; Syngnathidae
Source: RefSeq, a predicted model, not a curated record